Hydractinia symbiolongicarpus is the source of this 1458-nucleotide messenger RNA. RefSeq names its product protein SpAN-like. Gene Ontology annotation, biological process: proteolysis. The record is from RefSeq and is a predicted model, not a curated record. Gene Ontology annotation, molecular function: metalloendopeptidase activity; zinc ion binding. Lineage: Eukaryota; Metazoa; Cnidaria; Hydrozoa; Anthoathecata; Hydractiniidae. Bases 33 to 1424 code for a protein of 463 amino acids. The transcript has 6 exons.
GUACUUAUUGCUCUUCUGAAUAUGAAGCCGCUAUGGACGAAAUUGAAAUUGCCAAUCAAGGUGAACAUUAUGAUCAAGUCGACAUGAAAUUAACAGAGGAGCAACGUGCAACCUUCAGAUCUAUGAACAGCAAAAGUCGAAACAAAAGAUCAUUAUAUGAUAAAUUAUACGACGUUAGAUGGCCUGAAGCUGUAGUUCCCGUUACUUUUAGUUCCAAGUUCAGUGAGGCAGAAAAAGUAACAAUAAACAAAGCCAUGAGGACGAUCGAAAGUGUUUCUUGUGUUCGAUUUAAGGAAUACCCAUCCAACUCUGCUCCAUCCAAUUUUAUAUAUUUCUAUAAAGGGAGAGGUUGCUCGUCAUACAUUGGUCGAAUUAAUGGACGUCAAGAAUUGUCGUUGGGUUCUGGAUGUGUCCAUGCGGAUACUGUCAUUCACGAGCUUUUGCAUGCUCUUGGCUUCUUUCACGAACAAUCGAGACAAGAUAGAGAUCAAUAUGUUACUAUCAAGACAGAAAAUAUUCAACAAGGUACUUUUAGUGAUAUUUACUAUAUAUUGCUUUAUAUUUUUGUACAACAAUUUUGUUUAACAUUAUUCAUUUUUUUUUUGCUUAAAGGUAAGCAAAAUAACUUUGACAUCUCUGUAUAUUCUUACAAAGACGGAUUGGGUGUUAAAUACGAUCCUGAAUCCAUCAUGCACUAUGGAAGAUUCACUUUCUCAAAAAAUCGAUGGAGUUUGCCAACUAUUGAGUGGAAAUCCAAUCCAAACCGAAAGUUAGGAGGAAAAAAAUUGACUGCGUCAGAUAUCCUGCAGUUAAAUCUCUACUACGAAUGUAAAGGUUAUGCGAAAACAACACGCCCAACAGCUAUCACGAAAACAACCACACGUCCUAUGACCACCACGACGACAACAACACGUCCAACGACUACCACGACGACAACUACACGUCCUACGACUACCACGACGACAACAACACGUCCAACAACUACCACGACGACAACCACACGUCCAACGACUACCACGACGACAACUACACGUCCUACGACUACCACGACGACAAAAACACGUCCAACAACUAAAACAAAGACGGCACAACCAACAACGACCAUAAAGACGACACCUAAGGCGAUGACCACAAUAAGACCAACAACAAAAUCUUCAAAAGUAUGUGGAGAUGAAAUUUACUUAUGUUCGAAAGUAUUUGUAAACCGAGCUAUCUGUGCAUUUGGAAGAUUUUGCAGACGGUCGUGUGGAUUAUGUUCAGGUCCAAGAGAAAACAUGUGUGAUAAUUUCGUCAAUGCAAUAAAUGUUGGUUGUAAAAGUAGCAGAAGAAAGGAACACUGCGUAUCGAAGGAUAAGAGAGAAAGAAGAAGGAUGAAGCAAGAAUGUCCAAAAACAUGCUGCAUGCGUGGACAGUUUUAUGAGUGAAAAAACGUUUCAUAAAUAUAUGUAUUGGUUAUUA